AUGCCCAUCUGCAUCGAAUGUUCUUACCCCGUCUCGCACCUGUAUAGCACUUACAGCCGCGCCGACGACCGCUCUUUGGGCAAGGGCGUGCGUCUGACGCAAUGUCCGCGCUGCAAGCGCUUUGCGGACAAAUAUGUGGAACAUGAUUUUGUGGUGCUUUUUAUUGAUCUAGUCCUCAUCAAACCUCAGGUCUACCGACACCUACUCUUCAACCGACUAGGGGGUAACAAUGAUCGAUUCGAUCGUUCAAUCAUCCGUCUGGGAGUUCUUCUCCUUUUGUUCGAUGUAUACCUCACCUGGGCGCGGAUCGAGAGGUCCCCCACGCUCGCAGCGUCCUGGCUUGCCCGCACGCCCAUCAUUGUGCAAUACCUCUUCUUUCUAAGCUUGAACGCCGUCGCAACUCUUGCGCAUCAUCUCACGGUUAGGCUGCUCGCCUCCGUGCUCUCACCAACACCGUAUGGCAGCAGCAGCACCCACACAAGCGGAACCGAGGGACCUAUCCUUUCGAAUCCAUCCACCCCCGUCUUCCCCUCGUUCUCGACCGUGCCCCAGUCAGUCACCCCGUCAGGGCAACAGUCACCCACCGCUGGGAUGGCAAUGAGCCCGACGAGGCUCACACCUUACGGUUCCUCCCAGGACGUCUCGCUCUCGGCCGGUGCUGCUGCCUUGGGCACCUCGGCAUCCACUACAAAUCUCGGGACUGAUCAACAUCACAACCUCGCGUCUACACCACAGGCAUCGUUCCCCUUCCCCCCGCCGCCUCUGCGCCGUGCGUCCACCGCGCCCGCGCAGAGCAUCCGGCCUUUGCCACCCCCGUCCCCAGCCAGCCCCACAGCCAUCAGCACCGCCCUUCUCGUCAGCAGCUGCGCUAAGCUCUUUCCUAUCCUUCUCGUCAUCUGGGGUCCCGACGGCAGCGGCAGCUCGUCUGCAUCCGUCGAACAGGACAACCCAAGCGCCGGCGGGAUGACGCAUUCCACUCUGACGCAGCGGAUGUUGAGCAGAUACACCCCGACCGCGAGCGCAGCCGCUCCCGGCGCGACGGGAUUCGUAUCCUCGGUGUCGUCGUCCGUGCUCGACAAGCUGGUCUCCAGCCUUGCGUGGUUGAUUCCGGCGUCCGUGCCAACGAGCUACCUGACGAAUUGUGCCGAGUUGGUCGGCUCGCUCUUCUCGCUUGGGGCAGCGGAUACGCACCUCGGGCUGUUGAGCAAUAUCGAAGCGCUGUACAUCCUUCUCGGGUGCGGGUAUCUGCGCGCGGUAGCCUUGGCGGUGGCCGGCCUGCUCGCGCGGUGGACAGUGCAGAGGGUGAUUCUCGGUGCGGUGGGCAUCGGCUGA
Molecule: messenger RNA, 1332 nt
Organism: Aspergillus pseudoviridinutans
Lineage: Eukaryota; Fungi; Ascomycota; Eurotiomycetes; Eurotiales; Aspergillaceae
Product: sterol homeostasis protein ARV1
Exons: 3
Coding region: 1-1332 (443 amino acids)
Biological process (GO): intracellular sterol transport; sterol metabolic process; regulation of plasma membrane sterol distribution
Cellular component (GO): cortical endoplasmic reticulum; Golgi apparatus
Source: RefSeq, a predicted model, not a curated record